AUUCGGUGUGCAAAUCUUAAAUAAUAAUUAAAUUAUCAAUUUGUCUCAUCAUCUAAUAUCACAAUACCAUUUUUUUGAAAUCAAGUGGAGUGUGGAGUACAUUCUUUUUAUAUAUAUGGAAUUAAGCUAUAGUUUAAAAAAUGAAAUUCGAGUUAGUAUUUUUUACGACUUGUUUUUUCUUCUAUAAAUAACCUCCACAUGAACUUAACCCCUCAGCUAUUCUGCACUUUCUCUUCACUGUUUACGAUGGAAAUCAGGGAAGCCAAUGUUCGAGCGAAGGCACCUAACAAAACAGACAAGUUUGACUUAGCUACACAAAUCUGUUUGAGAAUUGCGGCGACUGCGACAGCAAUGGCCGCCGCAUGGGUGAUUUUCACUGCAAACCAAACUGUUGAAGUCCUCGGCAUGUCUUUUGAUGCUCGAUAUAGCUAUUCACCUGCUUUCAAGUUCUUCGCCUAUGCAAAUGCCAUUGCUUUUGGUUUCAGUUUGAUGUCGUUGUUCUUUCUGUUCUUUGCCCGUCAUGCCUUGACUGCUACUAUCUACUUCUUCUUCUUCCUACACGAUUUGAUGAUGAUGUCUCUGGUUCUUUCCGGUUUCGCGGCAGGGACGGCGAUCGGAAUGGUAGCACGUGACGGUAACGGCCACACUGGUUGGCUUAAAAUCUGCGACCGUUUCGAGAAAUUCUGCGACAAGGUGACCGUUUCAAUGGCACUGUCGUAUGUUGCAGUGGUUUGCUUGCUGGUGCUUACCGUUAUGUCGGCCGGCAAGUCUAGACAAAUCUAAAACGGGAUAUAAAUUUGGAGAAGAUGAGGUGAGGAUGAUAACUCAUAGUUUUGGUGGGUGAUAAUGAAAUUACUGAACUUUCAUCAUUAGUGGGUUGGCAUGCAUAUCUAUUAGGCUCAAGCGUGAAAGAAUAAGAGCGACAGAUAUUGUGGUUUAUACCAAUUAAAGUCGGGUUCUGAGGAAUAUUUGUGGGUAUGGGAUGUAAGCGGGCUGGGUUUCUGGAACAAAAUUAAGCAAAUUUUAAGUCCAAAAGUGCCGAUUUCAGUCCACUGUUGGUUUUAUCAGCUUCAAGUCCAACAAUAGUAAGUUGUUAUCACUCUUCUCUAUGGAUCCAGUCCAGAUUAAUUUUAUUUUUUAUUUUUCCUUAAGAGUUAAAUCCACUAUUUAUUUAAAGUGUAAUAUUUAGAAGUAUUAUUUAGUAGGGAGAGGUUUUGGAGAUUUUGAGAUUCCAAAUUUGAAUCCCAUCUGAAAA
Gossypium arboreum is the source of this 1255-nucleotide messenger RNA. Its product is annotated as CASP-like protein 1F2. The transcript is spliced from 3 exons. The record is from RefSeq and is a predicted model, not a curated record. Lineage: Eukaryota; Viridiplantae; Streptophyta; Magnoliopsida; Malvales; Malvaceae. The coding region runs from base 199 to 783 and encodes 194 amino acids.